UCAUUUUGAGGUAGCGCUUAAUGCAGUAAUUAUUUACCUAGGUACCUAUAUUUAUUUACAUUUUACAAAUUACACCAGCAUGUCAGAUUCUUCGGAAGAAGAGGAUCUUUCUCGAUUCAGAGAAGUUGUGGACACAUCUUUCACUAAACUGAUAAACGAAUCUCGAGGACAAACGACAAGUCAGACACAUGAGAGCAAAAAAGAAAAACCGAAAUCUGAAAGAUAUUUAGAAGAAGCAUCCCAUUAUAAUGAUGUGAAGGUUCCAGAAGAGAUGCAAAAGCGGAUUGGUGCCAAAGUAUCUGCAAUUAUACAGAAGAAAAUUGAAUUUGUUGACAUGGAAAAUCAUAUAAAAAAAAGGAAGAUCAAAGGUGGAGUAAAACUAUUCAAGGAAUCAGAAGGGUUUUUGACAUGUGAAGAAGCUAAGGAUACCUACACUGAGGGCCACAAUGAGAAAUCUAAAAAACUCAAAACGAAAAGAAGGCAAAUUGAUGCAGAAGAGAGUAUAAACGAAGAUGAUAAAGUGAGUGCUGUUGCAGUAAGUGGAGAUUAUGUUUUGGGUAAAGAAGAGACAAAAUUAUGGAAAUCUAGAAGAAAAGAGAAGCUUUUCAAAUAUAAAGGACAGAAGAACAGUAAAGUUUUGACAGCUGUGGUAUAGUAGAACUAAUACUUCUAUAUACUUGAAGCAUUUCUUGUUAUAUUUUGGAUUUAUUUCAAUAAAAAGGCCAGAUUGAUACUCAAAAAUAGUUAUC
Molecule: messenger RNA, 749 nt
Organism: Helicoverpa armigera (cotton bollworm)
Lineage: Eukaryota; Metazoa; Arthropoda; Insecta; Lepidoptera; Noctuidae
Exons: 4
Coding region: 80-655 (191 amino acids)
Source: RefSeq, a predicted model, not a curated record